AUGAUUGAAAUCAUGGAGCCCGUCACUCCGUCACAAUUCAGCGACAUGAAGGUAGCCGCAGAGGCUCUUUCACGCAUUCUCACACAAAAUGACAUCAAGUUUGCCUUUAUCGGCGGCUUCGCCGUGUACCUCCUCGGCGGUGGUCGCUCUACCCUCGACAUCGAUGUUUAUGUUGAUAUGGACAUAAACACUAUCCGAGAACGCUUCAAGGAUAUCGUUUGCACAGCGGAUUCUCGAUUUGUGGUAGAUGGCCUGAACGUAUUCUUUGCUCCCGGCGGGGCCAAGGAGCGUAUUCCUAUUGAGACGCUUGCGCUUGGAUCUCUUGGGCUACCUCGUAAGAUCGUUACUUUCUACCCAGACGAUGGAACAAUCCCAGUCCUCAUCCCCGACGUCCUCAUCCUCACCAAAAUGAAGCGCGCAGUCCAAUACAUCGGAAGUACACGACCACAGUCGAUCACAAAAUACAAGUCAGACGUUUACGACAUUGUCCAUCUACUCGACUGGCUCAACAUACACGACCAUAAGAUUGGCUUUUCAACGUAUGAAGGCGCGUCGCCGUCAAGGUUGUACGACGCGGUGGGAAAGAUGCGGAAUCACUGGCUCAGCCUUGGCUAUGACGAGAAUGUUCAACUUCUGGAUGAUGCUCUUAACGAGGAAGACGCAUUGAGCGUAAAGUGUAGUGCUAUUCAGCUUGACGGAAAUUAG
Fusarium coffeatum is the source of this 705-nucleotide messenger RNA. RefSeq lists its product as uncharacterized. NCBI's taxonomy places the organism in Eukaryota, Fungi, Ascomycota, Sordariomycetes, Hypocreales, Nectriaceae. Bases 1 to 705 code for a protein of 234 amino acids. The transcript has 2 exons. The record is from RefSeq and is a predicted model, not a curated record.